AUGGCUGCUACUGGUGCUGAUAGCCCCUUGGGCUCAGACAAGGGUCUCAGGAACAAAUACAAGAAGUUCAAAGUGUCAUUUGGCAGCACGGGCACUGGGGUGAUGCCAACUGAAGGGAGUCAGGCAAAGAACCUGUUGGAUGCAGCACUUUUGGAGCUGCCAUGGUACAAGGAUCUUGAUACCAUCUGGCACUCCAAUCCUUCAAUGGCUGCGACCACACACUUGUCAAAACUGGGUGUUGAUCACACCAGCACCCUGUAUUCCCUCGUUCAGUCGAACAGCGGGGCCGGUUCCUCUACAUACUUUGGUGCCACUCAGCAGUCCUCCCAUCCCUCCAAUGUUCAGCCAUCGUAUCCCCCCAAUGUUCAGCUAUUGCAUCCCCCCAAUGUUCAGCCAUUGCAUCCCCCAAACUUAUCAUAUCCUGCGCCCCUGCACUAUGCCCCCCCUGUACCUCCUAAUGUGAAUAUACUUGCUGGCGGCCAGUAUCCACCAGCAGUGCUGCAACAACCCCCUCCUGCUCCAUCCUAUCCCCCUCCCGAAGUCCAUCUUCCAAGCCUCUCAUCAGAUGACGAUGACACCAAAAAUAAUUUUUCAUUUGAUAGGCACCUGGGGGAUCCUGGUGAGGAUGACAACAUGAUACUCAAUAAUGCUUCCCCAGUUGUGGGGAAGAAAUGUCAGCUCCCCUCAAUGCCAUCUCCUCCUCCCAAUGUUCCAGAACCAUUUGAGGUACUAGCAAAAACUCCGGCAUCGGCAUACAACAGCCAUUUGGCAUUUAGGGCGCAGAAGCCCUCAAGCCAUGGGAGCCGAUGCAGACUGCCAUUGGAGAUGUCAUGCAGCACGUCGACACCAUCAUCGACAAUGCGCAACACUACCUCGUCAUUGGACUUCCACAUGUCCCCAACACCUACACCUGAGACCUCCCUUCCAAAUAGCGCUGGCAGCUCAAAGAAAAAGAAGGCAAAGUCGGACAUGUCACAGCAGGUGGCACAGGUGAGAGAUGAGAUUGAGAGCAUGCACUCGGACACGAUGUCGUGCCAUGACAGCAAACACCUUCGCUUCCUCACAAAGUUCAAGGUUAAAAGCAAGCAUAGUCACAACACUAAAAAGUAUGAGUGGCUUCGUUCCAGCCGUAAGCACGAAGCCUCCCAAGUCACUGUCACCCAUCAGUGCAUGCAAGAGAUGAAAGCCACUGAGAUUUGCCUUUGUGAGACAGACAUUCGCGUCCACCAAGCACAUUCAGAAGUACUUGACAAGGAAGCAGAGACUCUGUGA
Messenger RNA from Suillus fuscotomentosus, 1272 nucleotides. RefSeq lists its product as uncharacterized. The record is from RefSeq and is a predicted model, not a curated record. NCBI's taxonomy places the organism in Eukaryota, Fungi, Basidiomycota, Agaricomycetes, Boletales, Suillaceae. The transcript is spliced from 3 exons. Bases 1 to 1272 code for a protein of 423 amino acids.